GGUAACUACAGUUGUAUCUCAAUAAAGAAUGUUGCCUUUGACAAGGAGUGUGGUAGUAACUUAUUGAGUGCAUACUGCCUUGCUACACAAGGAUACCGGCAUAUUCAGGCGAAGACGGGCGAAUAUCUGUACUUCCUGGAUAGUAAUAACCGAUUUGAAUGGCAUUUGCGUUUGGGACAUGUGGAAAAAGACCCACUGAUAGAUAUUCUGUCCGGUGGGAUAAUCGAUGGAGCACUGCGUCUCGCAAGGAAGGAUAUGACAAGAGAUAACUUCUUUUGCCGUACAUGCGCUUUAGCAAAAUCAAGGAGAAUGUCAUAUUGGAAUAUGAUAGGCACAAAGGCAACAGUGCCUCUCCAUACACUUCAUCUCGACUCACUGAGAAAGAUGAAACCUGAGGGGUUAAAUGGUACGGCAGGGUUUAAGUACACAUUGGCAGUGGUGGACGAUGCUACCGCUCAUAAGCGGUAUUUUGUGAUGAAAAUUGCUCAAGGAGGUUGGAAGCGAGUUAACAAAUCUUAUGAUACAACAGGCAAUUUCUCAUACAAAGACGAAAAAUCCGAACUGAUGGAGGUACUCAUUUCGUGA
This is a messenger RNA of Phytophthora sojae, 585 nucleotides long. RefSeq lists its product as hypothetical. NCBI's taxonomy places the organism in Eukaryota, Oomycota, Peronosporomycetes, Peronosporales, Peronosporaceae. The annotation marks the transcript as partial. The transcript is spliced from 2 exons. The record is from RefSeq and is a predicted model, not a curated record.